This is a messenger RNA of Aspergillus alliaceus, 2069 nucleotides long. RefSeq names its product major facilitator superfamily domain-containing protein. Gene Ontology annotation, molecular function: transmembrane transporter activity. Bases 267 to 1904 code for a protein of 545 amino acids. The transcript has a single exon. Lineage: Eukaryota; Fungi; Ascomycota; Eurotiomycetes; Eurotiales; Aspergillaceae. The record is from RefSeq and is a predicted model, not a curated record. Gene Ontology annotation, biological process: transmembrane transport.
GCUAAACGGAGACAGCAGCCCCGUGGAGAACGGAGACCGACAAACUUUUACUGCUCAACUGAUGCGGUUUGUGGAUUGCUAAGCUGGCCACCGCGUGAUUUUCCGUAGUAGAAUGACGCAGCGUGUUAGCAGAGCGGAAAGACGGAUCCGUUCUCUGUCAAGUUACUUUAAUAACUGCCCCAUCUCCUCAACUCUCCCUCCCUCUUCGUCUCCUCUUACCCUCCCAGUACUCCAUUUCAUUCCUCUCACCUUCCAUCUCCGACAUCAUGGAGAACAAGAAGCUUAAUGAGAAGACCCAGCCGGGUCUCGCAUCCCACACAGAGGAUGCUGCCUCUAGUUCACACCACAUCCCGGCGACAAGCAAGACAGGCCUUGUAGUCGGCGGCAAAUACGCUCAAACGUUAUCAGACAGCACUUCCCUAUCGUCAAGUGAACAGAACUUCCAGACCUUUGACUUCGAUAUCCCCCUUACCGCUACACAGGCUACCGUCCAUGAUGGACAGGAGCGUAUCCUCAUUGACUUCGUCGACGGUGACAAGGAGAACCCUUUCAACUGGGACCCACGUUACAAGGCCUUUAUCUCGGUGCUCCUCUGUCUCAUGACCCUCUUCAUCGGUCUCGCAACAACAGCCUACAGUUCUGGUAUCGACCGCAUGACAAAAGACCUCGGUGUAUCCACUAUUCUCGGGCAGCUGGGUCUCUUCACCUUCAACUUCACAUGUGCCCUGGCUCCCCUCUUCCUGGCCCCUUUCUGCGAGCUUGCUGGUCGCCGUAUCAUCUAUGUCGGUGCAUACAUCUGCUUCAGCCUGAUGUUCAUCGGUCUUGCCCUGGGUAAGAACAUCGCUACGAUCGUCAUCUGCCGUGCCCUGCUGGGUCUCUUUGGCUGCGUUGGCACUAUCCUGGUCGGUGGUACCUUCGGUGACAUGUACCGUCCGGAAGAGCGUGCCAUCCCCAUGGCCUGCUUCUCCUACAUCGCCAUUCUCGGAACAGUCGGCGCCCCCAUCUACGCCGGCUUCAUCGACCAAGCACUGGGCUGGCGCUGGGUCGAAGGAAUCCAAGGUCUCGCCAACAUCCCCCUCGCAGUCGUCUGCUUCUUCUGCCUGCGCGAAACCCGUGGCAGCGUCGCCCUCGGCAAACGCGCCGAGCUCCUCCGCCAGAAAACCGGCGACGUCCGCUAUGCCGCGGCGACCGACCUCGAAGCCCCCAACAUCAAGAAAAUGCUUCAUAACUCCUCGGUAAAGGCCAUCAAGAUGCUUAUGACGGAACCCGUGGUCUUCGCCUUCGGCCUCUGGAUCAGCUUCGCCUGGUUCCUGGCCUUCCUCUUCCUCUCCGUGAUCCCCAUCACCUUCCAAGAAAAGAAAGGCUGGGGCGAAGGCGUCUCCGGCCUCCCUUACAUCUCCCUCUGCCUAGGCACAACAUUCGGCUUCGGACUCAACUUUCUCCAGAUCAGAAAGUACAACUCGAUCAUCAAGCAGAACGGCUUCGCCGCACCCGAAGCCCGUCUCUACGGCGCCCUCUUCGGCGCAGUCUGGCUCCCCGUCGGCCUCUUCAUCUACAGCUUCACCCAGUACGCCUUCCUUCACUGGAUCGGCCCCUUCAUUGCCCUCGUCCUCAUUACCAUCGGUAUCUUCUUCAUCUUCGAGUCCUGUUACUCGUUCACCUCCGAUUGCUAUGGCGAGUCAUCGUCGUCCGCGAUCGCGGGUCAGGGUUUCAUGCGGAAUACGCUGGGUGCUGUGUCGCCGCUUUUCGCGAGCCAGUUCUUCCAUAAUGUCGGCAGUCAGUGGGCUGGGUUGAUCCUGGCUCUUAUAGCUACGUUUUUGACGCUGAUUCCUUAUGUUUUGUUUUGGUGGGGGCCUGCGUUGCGGAAGAGGUCUAAGUUGGCUUCGACUAAUACCGGGUUCUGAGAGAGUGAGUGAGUGAGAAGGGUGUCGAUGAUUAAUGUAGAUAUGUUGGUUGUGCUCUUGUAGAUAAUCAUUUUCAUGGAUGCGCUUAUGACUGUAUAAUAGCGAUUCUUUUGAGAAGAUACAUUUGUUUCACUUUUGUGUGAUGGGUUCUUUCUGUGUAAAGGG